Bubalus bubalis (water buffalo) is the source of this 309-nucleotide messenger RNA. Its product is annotated as histone H2B type 2-E-like. Lineage: Eukaryota; Metazoa; Chordata; Mammalia; Artiodactyla; Bovidae. The transcript has 2 exons. Gene Ontology annotation, molecular function: protein heterodimerization activity; structural constituent of chromatin; DNA binding. Gene Ontology annotation, cellular component: nucleosome. Bases 1 to 309 code for a protein of 102 amino acids. The record is from RefSeq and is a predicted model, not a curated record.
AUGCCUGAACCGGCUAAGUCUGCUCCUGCCCCUAAAAAGGGCUCUAAAAAAGCUGUGACCAAGGCCCAGAAGAAGGAUGGCAAGAAGCGCAAGCGCAGCUGCAAGGAGGGCUACUCCGUGUACGUGUACAAGGUGCUGAAGCAAGUCCAUCUGGACACCGGCAUCUCGUCCAAGGCCAUGGAAAUCAUGAACUCCUUCGUCAACAUUUUCGAGCCCAUCGCUGGCGAGGCAUCGCGCCUGGUGCAUUACAACAAGCGCUCGACUAUCAUAUCUAGGGAGAUCCAGACCGCUACUGAGCUUUCCUUCUAA